This is a messenger RNA of Gopherus evgoodei (Goodes thornscrub tortoise), 1483 nucleotides long. RefSeq names its product protocadherin beta-15-like. Gene Ontology annotation, cellular component: plasma membrane. Gene Ontology annotation, molecular function: calcium ion binding. The transcript has a single exon. Lineage: Eukaryota; Metazoa; Chordata; Testudines; Testudinidae. The record is from RefSeq and is a predicted model, not a curated record. Gene Ontology annotation, biological process: homophilic cell-cell adhesion. The coding region runs from base 43 to 954 and encodes 303 amino acids.
GACCGUGAGGAGAAGCUGGAGAUCAGUUUCACACUCAUCGCUAUGGAUGGUGGUUCCCCACCGCGGUCGGGUACAGCCCGAAUUCGAGUUAUGGUUCUGGAUAUAAACGACAAUAAUCCGGUGUUUUCUCAGUUUCUUUAUAAAGUCCAGAUUUUGGAAAAUACACUUGAAGAUUAUUUGCUAGCUACAGUCUCUGCUAUCGAUUUAGACGAAGGAAUUAAUGGGGAAAUAUCCUAUUCCAUUAUUCAAAAUUCAGAGGAAAAUCGCCAAACUUUUAAGGUAAAUACCGUCACCGGGGAAAUUCGACUCAGGCGGCCAUUGGAUUUUGAAGACAGAGAAAACUAUGAGAUAGACAUACAGGGCAUGGACGGCGGGGGUCUGUCUGCAAACUGCAAAGUCCUGAUGAAGUUGCUGGAUAUGAAUGACAAUGCUCCGGAGGUGACCAUAACAUCCCUUACCAGCCCUAUCCCCGAGAACUCCCAGCAGGGGAGAGUAAUGGCCCUGUUCAGUGUCAGGGACCGGGACUCCGGGGAUAAUGGGAAAACGGUCUGCUCCAUAGAGGACGAGCUGCCCUUUACUGUCAGAAAAAUAUCAAAAAAAUCCUACUCUCUGGUGACUGAAGGUGCACUGGAUUGUGAGAGACCAUCGGAGUACAACAUAACAAUCACUGCUCAGGAUUUGGGAUCUCCCAGUCUCGCUAGUGCAGUGACAAUCACCGUGAAAAUAUCAGAUAUUAAUGACAAUUCUCCCGUGUUUAAGGAAGUGUCAUACACUAUUUAUAUAAGAGAAAACAACGGCACAGGGAUAAAUUUUGGCAAAGUCAGUGCUAUUGAUUCGGACUUAGAGCAGAAUGCCAAAGUGACCUACUCUCUGUUGCCUGCUGAGGUAGGUGGCCUUCCACUUCUCUCUUAUAUCUCCAUAAACUCGGAAAAUGGGAGUGUGUAUGCUCUGUGAUCCAUGGAUUAUGAACAGAUAAGAGAGUUCCAAGUCACAGUGAAAGCUGCAGAUGGCGGGUCCCCUCCACUAAGCUCUGAAGUCAUUGUCCGGGUUGUGAUAACUGAUGAAAAUGACAAUGCCCCCUUCAUUUUAUACCCUCUGCAGAAGAGCAGCUCCCAGGCUAAUGACCUGGUUCCCAGGUCUGCGAAGGCGAGUUACCUGGUGACAAAGGUGGUGGCUGUGGAUGGAGAUUCCGGUCAGAAUUCCUGGCUUUUCUACUAGCUGCUGAAGGCCACAGACCCAAGUCUUUUCGUUAUGGGUUUCCAAAAUGGUGAAAUAUGGACCACUAGGCCAUUAAAUGAAUGAGACAACUUCAAGCAGAAACGUCCCCUAUCAACCACAACAACGCUAAAUUUUCUUGUGGUGGAUGGAUUUUCAGACUCGUUUUUGCAGGUUUUUGAGGUACCCAGCAAAGAAGAGAAGGAUGGCACAUUGACUACAUAUUAAGUGUUAGCGCUGGCUAUGAUGUCAUUCAUUUUUUUAUUUU